AUCUUUCCCAAACUCAAAUUUUAAGCUAGUUAAACUCAUCCUUUCACCUCCCUAGCUAAUCUCUAAUUGCAUCACUCAAGUUUCAUUAUGGCAGGAAUUUGAGUGAAUCAGCCGAUUCAGCCCUUAUUAUCCUUCGCAGGACGUCGGUGGACUGAACUGUGAAGGUUGCUUUCUUCAUUUCCCUCGGCGGUAUAAUGUCGUUGCCAUCGUCGUUCCCUUGUCUUCCGGACCAAAGUUUCCGUUUCCCAAACCCUGGCCCUUACCCCUGUCGCCUCUGCUUCCGCAGACCCCAUUUUGUCCUAACCCGGAAACCCAGGUUCUCCCUGGCGAUUUGCCGCUCUUAUAGCGGCCCGAAUUUGACCCUACGCUCGCCGGCCGGUUUAUCUCCGGCAACUGCAGCAUCGCCCAAGCUGUCUUCCGCUUGGCUUCAGCUCGCCAUCUCUGCCGUGGUCUUGCUUGGCUUUGGCGCUCGCUCUUGCUCCGUUGCCUCGGCCCGUGUCUUGGCCUCCGCUGCCCAGUGUCAGACUGUGCAGGAAGAGACAAUUCAAAGCAACCUCAAUGAUGACCAAAAUGUGGGAAAAUUGGGGAAUGUUGAAAAAUUGGAGGAUGAGGAAUUGAAGGCAGCAUUUGAAAGUUGGAAGUCUAAAACAUUUGCUUUGACUGUUCCUUUAAGAAUCAUCAGUUUGCAUGGUUCCAUACCUCCUUCAUGGGUCAAGGAUUUCAUGCAAUCACAAGGAAAGAGAUUAAAGUUGUCUUUAGAGAAUCGUGGAAGUCUUGAGGACAUCUUUUCCAAGUUGUCUGUGCCCUGUAGUAAAUGCAAAGUUGAUCCUAAGUCUGUGGUGGCUGCUGACCUCAUUACUAUUGGUGAUUCCUGGCUCAACUUUGCCAUUGAGAGGGCUAUGAUUGAGCCUAUAAAAGGGCUUGAAGACCAAGAUUGGUUUAGAGGUUUAAGUGAUAAAUGGAAGGUGUAUUUAUGCAGGAAUGAUAAGGGGGAACUGGAUUCUGAGGGUAAAAUAUGGGCUGCCCCAUAUCGAUGGGGAAGCAUGGUUAUAGCAUACAAGAAAAGCAAAUUUCAGAAGUAUAAAUUGGCACCUAUAGAGGAUUGGGCAGAUUUAUGGAGACCAGAGCUUGCUGGGAGGAUCUCAAUGGUUGAUUCUCCCAGAGAGGUGGUUGGUGCAGUUUUGAAAUAUAUGGGGGCAUCAUACAAUACGAAAAAUUUUGAAUCACAAGUUGCUGGUGGGAGGGCUGCAGUCCAGAAGAAUCUUGCAUUGCUCAGAAAGCAGGUUCGACUGUUUGACAGUGUACACUAUCUAAAAGCAUUUGGAGUGGGCGAUGUAUGGGUGGCUGUUGGGUGGAGUAGUGAUAUUCUUCCAGCUGCCAAACGCAUGUCUAAUGUUGCAGUAAUUGUUCCGAAGUCUGGAGCUAGCUUAUGGGUAGAUCUAUGGGCAAUUCCAGCUGCCGCUAAGUUUGAUACAAGCCGAAUGGGAGGGAGACUUAGGGGCCCCUCUCCCUUAAUCCAUCAAUGGAUAGAGUUCUGUUUACAAGGUGCACGAGCACUGCCUUUCAAACAGGAGGUAAUCCCAGGGGCAACUCCCUCUGCCCUCGAGCACGCUACAGUUGAAUUGCCACACCAACACACCAAAGGUAAGCCAAAGCUAGAAACAAACCUAAUUGCUGGAGCACCUCCCCCUGAAAUUUUGUCCAAGUGUGAGUUCUUGGAGCCGUUGUCAGAUGCUGCAUUGUCAGACUGUCAGUGGCUGAUCGCUGGGAUGCAUAAACCUGACGGCCACGGUUUGAUCCAUGGUGUGCGGCACUCACUGUUUGAAAUGAUUCAGACGAUUUGGCUAAAGCUGCAGCUGAGGUAACCUAAAAUAACCUACAACUCUUGAAAGCCUUGGUAAUAAUCGCCAGAAAAUUUCCUGUUAUUGACGUAGGAAGCAAUUUCAGAUUUCUAUACCAAAUUCAGAUUUUUUUCCCUUGAGUAAAUUUUGGAAGGUUAAAUUUGUGUAUUUAUACAGUAGAUGCGCUGGUAUUGUUGUAAUUAAAAGCUCCUGAUGUAUUGUAUCUUAUGCCUAAAACUUCCCUGUGUUGUGAGAGAGCAUGUUUUGCUAGUCAUGAAAUUAGCACCGUUAAAUUA
Malania oleifera is the source of this 2137-nucleotide messenger RNA. RefSeq lists its product as uncharacterized. Lineage: Eukaryota; Viridiplantae; Streptophyta; Magnoliopsida; Santalales; Ximeniaceae. The transcript has 7 exons. The record is from RefSeq and is a predicted model, not a curated record. Bases 195 to 1865 code for a protein of 556 amino acids.